This is a messenger RNA of Pseudo-nitzschia multistriata, 773 nucleotides long. The record is from the annotation of a GenBank genome assembly. NCBI's taxonomy places the organism in Eukaryota, Bacillariophyta, Bacillariophyceae, Bacillariales, Bacillariaceae.
CUGCAACAACGCCCAAACUAGAAAUUCGAUUCUACCCAAAACAUAGCAACCAAGCAAACAAUGUUUUUCCAAGGCAAGUCCCUCGUUGCCUUCCUCCUCCUCUCCUCCUCUCCUCCUCUCCUCCUCUCCUCCUCUUCUGUAGCAAACACAUCGCUGUGCUAUGAAUCCGGCGGGGUUUGUACAAAAGACAUGGGAACCCCCAGUUUGUGUGUCUCAAAGACCCAGGGGCGUUCCUACAUGGUCUGUUGCCCCGGUGGUGCCACUCAAACCUGGGACUCCACCGAUGAUUGCACRAUUGGGGGGGAGAAUACCCAGCUUCCCAGUAUUAUCAACAAGUGCACCCCAACCUGGGCUUCAUGCUGGCCCUGGGCGGGAACUCUGAGUUCGUGCACCGCCCCCUACGGGAGAACUUACAAUGCCUGCUGCCCCGAUGGUGCCACCCAAGCCUGGGAGCCYGGCACCUCCUGUACCUCUGGGGGACUCAAAGACACUGGCGAUGACGACCUCGCUGGCAGCAAUGUUACCGACAUYGUGGCAGAGGACUCCGCGACAGAGGAYWCYGCGGCAGAAGAUUCCGCGGYAUCACCAUCGUCUCUAAUGACCGUGAYCGCUCUUGGUGUUGCUGUYGCCGCCGCCRCCACCGCGGCGCUUGCCAGUUUCUAAGCAAGGUUUGUUUGCUUCUAUCGAUCGACAACCAWMGUCAUUAGUGAUAGAGCGCGUCAUGCAAGCGGAAGUCGAGCAUUUUGAACGCGCAAUGAAAAUCAGUCGAUUUU